Messenger RNA from Drosophila eugracilis, 1654 nucleotides. RefSeq lists its product as uncharacterized. Gene Ontology annotation, biological process: lipid metabolic process. Gene Ontology annotation, molecular function: phosphoric diester hydrolase activity. The record is from RefSeq and is a predicted model, not a curated record. NCBI's taxonomy places the organism in Eukaryota, Metazoa, Arthropoda, Insecta, Diptera, Drosophilidae.
UACUCUCAUAAGUAAUAUGGAAUUAAAAAUACUGCAGCUUGCGGGUGUGAUAUUUUUACUUUUCUGGACGGAGGCGAUGAGUGAACCCUAUGAGAUUCUUAAAACUCUCAAAAUUUGGAUGACCAUCAGCGCAAAAGAUAAUUUUUUAGAGGUCUCUUGGAGUAAUGCCCCGGCUGACGUUGGCGAUGAAGUCCUUAUUACGAAGGGAGAUGCCUUUAUCUUUAAAAAAAACCUCCUUCCGGAUAAGAAGAAAGGAGGGGUAUGGUUGGCUAAUAGAGGAGUCACAAAGGUUGUUGCUGCGAUUAAAUUGAGACAGGGAGUUUUUAACCAUUGGCACACCACUAGACUUCCGUUUAAUUACACCUUAUCUAGAAAUGUGACAGUUCAAACAUCGUGCUAUGGCUUUUGGGCCAGUUACAUCGAUGCUCAGGGAACAAUCCUGGCCAAAACCUGCUUGAAAGUGUUUCCUCGCUGGAUGAACGAACUGAAGUCAAAGAUCGGAGAAAUGCGACUGCGAGAUCUUUUUAUUCCCGGAACCCACGACUCCGGCGCAUAUCAUCCUGUAGAUUUACCAUGGUACAAUCAGUUUUUGGUGAGAAAGUACUAUCUGACCCAAGAUGACGACAUCAGGGGUCAGCUUUUGCAUGGUGUACGAUACCUGGACAUACGGGUGGGUUACUACUCACAUCUUUCUCCGGAUAAGUUUUAUAUUAAUCAUGAUAAAUACAAACUGCGUCCUCUGGAAGAGGUUAUCAAUCAGGUAAUAGACUUUGUUAACGAAACCAACGAGGUUGUGAUCUUUGGAAUCAAAGAGUUUCCAGUAGGGUUUUCUGAAGACAAUGACCCUCACCGCCAGCUAAUCAGUUAUUUACGAAUGAAAUUCCAAGAUCUUUUAGUUGAUCCUUCGUUAACAUGGAACGCAACCAUGCAGGACAUUUGGAACAGAAAGCAAAAUGUUAUCCUGGCAUAUGACCACAAGGAUAUGGUCAAAGAGUUCCCAGAGGUCUUGUUUGAAGCCGUGAAACAAAAGUGGGGCGACAAGCAGUCAUGGCUAGAUCUUGAGACAUUUUUGCGUAAUUUAACCGAUUUUUACUGCCGCAGAGAGUGUUUUCUGUGUCCGGUGUCCGCAAUGGCAGAGUUAACCCCUAAAGUAAACGGGAUGUGUUUGAUCAAUUUAAUUAUUCCCAUGGGCUGUGACCUACGUGAUAUGGCAGACGAAGUUAAUCGGCGAAUAUCUCAACUAUACCGAAAUGAAUGGGGCACAUAUGCCAACAUUGUGUCAGCGGAUUUCAUAAGGGGUACCACACUAGUCGAAACUGGCAUAGAAUAUAAUACACACCCAAGGAAAAGAACCAGUUCAAUGGAGGAAUUAGAAAUAAAUUUACCGUGGAACAAUCGGUAUUGGAUUGAAAAGUAUCUGACCCAAGAUGACGACAUCAAGGGACAGCUUAUGCAUGGUGUACGAUACCUGGACAUACGCGUGGGUUACUACUCACAACUUUCUCCGGAUAAGUUUUACAUUAAUCAUGAUCAUUUCAAACUGAGUCCUCUGGAAGAGGUAAUUGACUUUGUCAACGAAACCAACGAAAUUGUGAUCUUUGGACUCACUGAGUUUCCACAAGAAAGAGCAAGCCAAUCCCGACAGGCCAACUAG